This is a messenger RNA of Mesoplodon densirostris (Blainville's beaked whale), 9345 nucleotides long. It is a transcript of the gene DNMT3A, whose product is annotated as DNA methyltransferase 3 alpha. Gene Ontology annotation, biological process: negative regulation of DNA-templated transcription. Gene Ontology annotation, cellular component: nucleus; cytoplasm. Bases 271 to 3003 code for a protein of 910 amino acids. Gene Ontology annotation, molecular function: DNA (cytosine-5-)-methyltransferase activity. The transcript has 23 exons. Lineage: Eukaryota; Metazoa; Chordata; Mammalia; Artiodactyla; Ziphiidae. The record is from RefSeq and is a predicted model, not a curated record.
GCGGCGGCGAGAGCAGAGGACGAGCCGGGACGCGGCGCCGCGGCACUAGGGCGCGCAGCCGGGCCGGCCCGACCCCACCGGCCACACGGUGGAGCCACGGGAAGCCCAGCCCCACAGACAGCCUGAGGCCGCAUUUCACCCCCGGCGCCGGGAUCUAUGUUUAAGUUUUAACUCUUGCUUACCAAGACCACGAUAAUUCCUUCCCCAGAGGCCAGCAGCCCCCCAGCCCCGCGCAGCCCCAGCCUGCCUCCCACCGCCCAGCUGCCCGCGAUGCCCGCCAGCGGCCCCGGGGACGCCAGCGGCCCCGCUCCGGAGCGGGGGGAGGAGGAGCGCAAGGAGGGAGAGGAGCAGGAGGAGGCUCGUGGCAAGGAGGAGCGGCAGGAGCCCAGCACAACUGCCCGGAAGGUGGGGCGGCCUGGGAGGAAGCGCAAGCACCCUCCGGUGGAAAGCAGUGACACGCCGAAGGACCCCGCUGUGACCUCCAAGUCCCCGUCCAUGGCCCAAGACUCAGGCCCCUCAGAGCUGUUACCUAAUGGGGACUUGGAGAAGCGGAGUGAGCCCCAGCCAGAGGAGGGGAGCCCCGCUGGGGGGCAGAAGGGCGGGGCCCCAGCAGAGGGAGAGGGUGCAGCUGAGACCCCGCCCGAAGCCUCCAGAGCCUUGGAGAAUGGCUGCUGCACCCCCAAGGACGGCCGGGGAGCCCCUGCAGAAGAGGGCAAAGAACAGAAGGAGACCAACAUCGAAUCCAUGAAAAUGGAGGGCUCCCGGGGCCGGCUGCGGGGUGGCCUGGGCUGGGAGUCCAGCCUCCGCCAGCGGCCCAUGCCGCGGCUCACCUUCCAGGCGGGGGACCCCUACUACAUCAGCAAGCGCAAGCGGGACGAGUGGCUGGCACGCUGGAAAAGGGAGGCUGAGAAGAAAGCCAAGGUGAUUGCAGUAAUGAAUGCUGUCGAAGAAAACCAGGGGUCCACCGAGUCUCAGAAGGUGGAGGAGGCCAGUCCUCCUGCUGUGCAGCAGCCCACCGACCCCGCAUCCCCCACUGUGGCCACCACUCCUGAGCCCGUGGGGGCUGACGCUGGGGACAAGAACGCCGCCAAAGCAGCUGAUGAUGAACCGGAGUACGAGGACGGCCGGGGCUUUGGCAUUGGGGAGCUGGUGUGGGGGAAACUGCGGGGCUUCUCCUGGUGGCCAGGCCGCAUUGUGUCUUGGUGGAUGACGGGCCGGAGCCGAGCAGCAGAAGGCACCCGUUGGGUCAUGUGGUUCGGAGACGGCAAGUUCUCAGUGGUGUGUGUGGAGAAGCUGAUGCCGCUGAGCUCCUUCUGCAGCGCCUUCCACCAGGCCACCUACAACAAGCAGCCCAUGUACCGCAAGGCCAUCUACGAAGUACUGCAGGUGGCCAGCAGCCGAGCGGGGAAGCUGUUCCCGAUGUGCCACGACAGCGACGAGAGCGACACUGCCAAGGCCGUGGAGGUCCAGAACAAACAGAUGAUCGAAUGGGCCCUGGGAGGGUUCCAGCCCUCUGGCCCCAAGGGCCUGGAGCCCCCAGAAGAGGAGAAGAACCCCUACAAAGAAGUUUACACAGACAUGUGGGUUGAACCCGAGGCAGCUGCCUAUGCACCGCCCCCACCAGCCAAAAAGCCCCGAAAGAGCACAACUGAAAAGCCCAAGGUCAAGGAGAUAAUUGAUGAACGCACAAGAGAGCGGCUGGUGUACGAGGUGCGGCAGAAGUGCCGGAACAUCGAGGACAUCUGCAUCUCUUGUGGAAGCCUCAACGUCACCCUAGAACACCCUCUUUUCAUCGGAGGAAUGUGCCAAAACUGCAAGAACUGCUUCCUGGAGUGCGCGUACCAGUACGAUGACGACGGCUAUCAGUCCUACUGCACUAUCUGCUGCGGGGGGCGCGAGGUGCUCAUGUGCGGGAACAACAAUUGCUGCAGGUGCUUUUGCGUUGAGUGUGUGGAUCUCUUGGUGGGGCCGGGAGCUGCGCAGGCAGCCAUUAAGGAAGACCCCUGGAACUGCUACAUGUGCGGGCACAAGGGCACCUACGGGCUGCUGCGGCGGCGAGAAGACUGGCCCUCUCGGCUCCAGAUGUUCUUCGCCAAUAACCACGACCAGGAAUUCGACCCUCCGAAGGUAUACCCACCUGUGCCGGCUGAGAAGAGGAAGCCUAUCCGGGUGCUGUCCCUGUUUGAUGGAAUCGCUACAGGGCUUCUGGUGCUGAAGGACUUAGGCAUUCAGGUGGAUCGCUACAUCGCCUCCGAGGUGUGCGAGGACUCCAUCACGGUGGGCAUGGUGCGGCACCAGGGGAAGAUCAUGUACGUCGGGGACGUCCGCAGCGUCACGCAGAAGCAUAUCCAGGAGUGGGGCCCGUUCGAUCUGGUGAUUGGGGGCAGUCCCUGCAAUGAUCUCUCCAUCGUCAACCCUGCCCGCAAGGGACUCUACGAGGGCACUGGCCGGCUCUUCUUUGAGUUCUACCGCCUCCUGCAUGACGCGCGGCCCAAGGAGGGAGAUGAUCGCCCCUUCUUCUGGCUCUUUGAGAAUGUGGUGGCCAUGGGCGUUAGUGACAAGAGGGACAUCUCGCGAUUUCUCGAGUCCAACCCUGUGAUGAUUGAUGCCAAAGAAGUGUCAGCUGCACACAGGGCCCGCUACUUCUGGGGGAACCUUCCUGGUAUGAACAGGCCGUUGGCAUCCACUGUGAAUGAUAAGCUGGAGCUGCAGGAGUGUCUGGAGCACGGCAGAAUAGCCAAGUUCAGCAAAGUGAGGACCAUUACUACUAGGUCGAACUCCAUAAAGCAGGGCAAAGACCAGCAUUUCCCCGUCUUCAUGAAUGAGAAAGAGGACAUCUUAUGGUGCACUGAAAUGGAAAGGGUGUUUGGCUUCCCUGUCCACUAUACCGACGUCUCCAACAUGAGCCGCUUGGCGAGGCAGAGACUGCUGGGCCGGUCGUGGAGCGUGCCCGUCAUCCGCCACCUCUUCGCUCCGCUGAAGGAAUAUUUUGCUUGUGUGUAAGGGACGUGAGGGCAAACCGAGGUAGUGAAACAAAGUUUAAACAAACAAACAAAAAACACAAAACACAACAAAAUACCAAGAACGUGAGGAUGGAGAGAAGUAUCAGCACCCAGAAGAGGAAAAGGAAUUUAAAACAAAAAAAAAAAACCCCCACAGAGGCAGAAAUACCGGAAGGCUUUGCCUUGUAAAAAGGGUUGGACAUCAUCUCCUGAUUUUUUCAAUGUUAAUCUUCAGUCCUAUUUAAAAACAAAACCAAGCUCCCUCCCCACCCUCCCACCCCCUUUUUUUCGGUCAAACCUUUUGUUUUCUACUCUUUUCAGAGGGGUUUUCUGUUUGUUUGGGUUUUUGUUUCUUGCUGUAACUGAAACAAGAGGGUUUAUUGCAGCAAAAAAAAAAACAAAUCAGUAACAAAAAAUAGUAACAUACCUUGCAGAGGAAAGAUGGGAGAGAAGGAAAUUCUAUAGAAAUCUAUAUAUUGGGGGUUUUUUUUGUUUUUUUUUUUUUGUUUUUUUUUUGUUUGUUUUUUUACUAUGUAUCUUUUUUUUUGUUGUUGUCUCUAGCCUGAUCAGAUAGGAGCACAAGCAGAGGAUAGAAAACAGACACUCAGGCGGCAGAGUUCCCUCCCAGCCACUGAGCUGUCUUGCCAGCACCAUUCCUGGUCAUGCAAAACACAACCCAACUAGCAGCAGAGAGACGAGAAUACCACACAAGACCCUUUUAUACAGUAUUCAGGUGCCUACCACACAGGAAACCUUGAAGAAAAUCAGUUUCUAGAAGCCGCUGUUACCUCUUGUUUACAGUUUAUAUAUAUAUGAUAGAUAUGAGAUAUAUAUAUAAAAGGUACUGUUAACUACUGUACAACCCGACUUCAUAAUGGUGCUUUACAACAGCGAGAUGAGUAAAAACAUCAGCUUCCACGUUGCCUUAUGUGCAAAGGGUUUUAACCAAGGAUGGAGAAAGGGAGACAGCUUGGAGGUGAACCGUUACCGUGGUGGGGUUUUUUUAUUUCCCCUUGGUGUUUAACAAGGUGAAGGAGGAGAAUUGGGGAACAGCGUUCUCCUGUUUCUCCCUGCCAAAAAAGGGGGUGAAAUUCAGUGGUCGGGACCGUGGAAAGCUGAGAGUGGGAUCCAUCCAGGCUCAUGAGAUAACCUUUUGAUUUUUUUCGAAAAGGAGACUCCCUCGGCAAGAUGGCAGGAUGAGGGGUCUUCAUUCCCAAUUUCUCACAUUAGCCGAUUUGAGGGCUCCUUGCGGUGGGGUCAGAAAAAAAUCCAGAGUGCGGGCAAGUGACAGUUCAGACCCCACCUGGAGCAAAUAAAAAAACAUACAAAACGUACUGGUGCUUUCCUGUCUAAGUCGCUUUUUGUGUGUUCUUUUAUGAGGCCCCCACCAUCCACCCUCUGUGCACAAGGCGGCUUCCGGCCCCUGGAAUGUGAUGUUUUUGGUCAUCUCCAAAGGCUGCAGUUUUAUACUGGGAGGCUGAUGACACCUUUUGUUAUAAUUAUUCUUAUGGUUCUGGUUAUAAUUAUGUUUGUUUUCAGAUUUUCUUUAAGAAAACAAAAACCCAACCCCCCCUCCCUUUAGGUUUCAAACCAAGGUGCGGGGAGCAGGGUGCUUCUAAGUUAGUGGUGGCCCUGGUGCCCUGGCUCCCCACCCCUCGGGCCAGGUGGGCCACCGGGCGCUGCGACAGCUGGGCGUCGGCCAGGGGGUCCCCGAGGCCGGCCUUCCGGGCGCGUCCCUCUUCUCUUCUGCUUCCCUCCUCUCGAGUCCCGUGUGUCAGGGCUGGAGGGAGGACCAGGCAUCUCUCUCCUCGCGUGUGUGAUUGGAGUGGUGUGUAUUUCUUUUCUAGUACUUGGUCUGAUGAUAGCUGUGCUCUUACCUCGAGUCAGCAGCACCUGGAGCCCCAAGUGCACGACACUUGGUUCCGCUUCCCGGCGAGGCAGGCAGCCUGGUGUUGGCUGUAGGCAGGGACGGCAUGUGUGGCUCCAGGGUGAGGGCCCAAUGGGCAGAUGCCUGCCUGGGUAGAUGGGGUGUAGAUAAUGUGGCAUAUAGAGAUAUAUAUUUUAUAAUGGGAGGGGGGAAUGGCACCUCCUGGGACUGGCAGGGCUGGGAGGUGUGCUGUCAAGCACAUGGUCCCACGUUCGCAUCCCUAGAAAGAUAGGGCCUACGGUGAUAGGCGCUAUAUAAAUACAUAGAUAGGGUCAUGUAUAAGAAAUAUUUUGUAGUGGGGAGCGGGGGAAGGAGGCUCAGAAUGCUGAGUCUCGGGCCCCACUGCAGACAGGCCCCACACCAAUCAGUCAAUCCCACACGCACACACAGGAACAUGUUUCUAUACCGACGCGUAACGAAUGCGCGUGCACACAGACACACACACACACACACACACAGACACACACACAACCAGGGAGCUCCCAGCGCUCUUCUCCCCAGGAUUCAGGACUUUGCAGAGUCGGCCCUGCAGCUCUUUACCUCUGUUGCCCUGAUUGCAGGUAGACUGUCAAUCCCAGAAGUUGCUAGGUGCUGAAGGCAGGAAAAGGAGGAGGUUUUCUUUUAGCAGGUGCUCUCCUCUAGCAGGUAGCGUUCUAUCUCUUUUGCCCCUGGUGAUGUCAAAAGACUCUUCUGUUAGCAACCUGUGACACUGACCUGCAACCCUAGGCACCAGUCCAGUCAGCCCUCAACUCCCCCUACCUAUUCUCCCCCGACCAAAACGAAACUGACGUCCAGGGCUGUCUUGGCCAGGGGGCUUCCAUUGGAAAAAAAGGGGACAGUGAACCUCAUCUUUUGAAUAAAGCAAAUUAGUAAUUGGUGACAAAACUAAACCAGGCUUUGAGUCCCAUGCUCAUUGCUCAGGAGUAAGCUCACAGCUGGUGGCCGCGGUCUCCCACUCCUUUUAGGGGUGCUUAGUCCCGCACCCCAGGCUACUCAUUUCCUGUCAGAUUGGUUUUUAAGAUGAUACCCAGUUGCUUCCUGCCAGCUCUGUGCCGUGAUGCCAGGUGGUGAUGGUGGGCUCCCACGGGGCUGGAGCAGCUGUGGGGGAAGCCCUCGGCCCUUCCCUCGUUGGAGUCUGUACCGAACUGUGGUGCUCACCCCACCCCCUCCAGCCAGGCUCCAUCUUCCCGGCCCAGAGCCCACCAGCACUGCUCCGGAGGGCUGGGGGAGGAGGGCUGCCGCAGGCAGUCCAAGGUGCUCCCUCCCCUGGCGGCCAACGCUAAGGUCUUCCCAGCCCCAGUGUCAGGGCAGAGUCUCUUCCUCUGCAGACAGACUUCUGGCUCUCCGAGGCCUUUUGUCCACUGCUUGUGUGCAGGAGUUUGCUUUUCCCAGUGGCCCAAGCUCUACCCAGGGGCUUGGUGUGGGGAAGAAACUUGGUAGCCAAGGAUGUGGUGAGCCUGAGGGGUCAGCGUGGGCCGGCCAGCUUGUUUGCUGUGGCUGAUAACCUGUUUUGUGCAGUCUGGCCACCUGACUGGGCCCCAGAAAGGGCCAGAUGCACCCUCGCAGGGACGAGAGUUAACGAUCACCAGCUUUUCUUCCAGCCACACCCGUGGUCUUGGUCCCAUAGUAGAACUUGGUAGGGUGCAGGGGACCUUGGGGAUGUGCCAACUUGGCCACACCAGGGUGCUGUCCACAGUUGACUCCCAACUCUGGGGGUGCUCCUGGGGACAGUGGUCAGGUCACCUUCUAAAGGGGAGCUGUGCUUGGACAGGCUGAGGUGAGGUCGCGCGGGGAUGCAGGUGGGGGAUCUUGGCACUUGCUGUGCGUUGAGGCUCAGGGUAGAGGCAGUGCAGCGGGAGAAACCAAGAAGGCCUAGGGAGAAUCCUGGAGUAUGUUCCCAGUGGGGUUUUCUUUCUGAAGAGCAGGCCAAUUUACAAAUUCCUGGAAACGAGGGUUUCUAGGGACUGAGGAUGAUGCCCCCCUACUUGCUGCAGGUGCCAGAGGGACCUGUGCCUCUUGCCGGGGUAGGUAGCUGGGGCUCGGCAGGGCGCAGGGCCCUGGGUCGCCUGCCCGAGGAGGAAGCUCGUCUCCAGCCAGUGCCGCUGAGCCCCGUGGGCCUCAAGCUGGCUGGCGCUGCCUGCCUUUCCCAGGAGCCGACCGAGGAGCACAGGACCCGUGGGGUCUUGCAGUCAGUGAUGGCAACCCAGGUGUGCCACUGUCUGUUUUUCUUUCUAGACCCCAGUACCUUCCUGCUAUUGAACAUUCUAGAAAGCAAACUUCCCAAAAGAGCACGCAGGACCGCUUUGCUUUUGAGACGGGCCUGGGAGUGGCGGCUGGCGAAGAUGCCUGUGGGUUUUUGGUGAGUCGCUAGAGUGCAGAUUGGGACAGGCAGACCCAGCAGGAAGAAAGGCUGGUGGUGGACAUUGAACUGGUCUGAUGAGGGCCGGCUCCCCUUACUUCCUGCAUAGCUGGCAAUUCUGGGGAAGCCUGAAUUGAUGGGAUGGGAAUUAGAUGGGAAUAGCCCACGGUCUCCAGCACAGGAAGGUCUGUAACAGGAGCAAGGGAAGGACUGUUUCAGCAGAGCCAUCUGGGGAAUGUUCUUAGUCUUCAUCUCUCUGAUGACAUCAGUAUACAUAAAGUGGAUCUUGGAGGUGCUUUUGAAUUCCUGGCGCUGUCCUGCUUGGGGCAGAGAGGCUUUGGCACUGGUAUUUUUCAGAGGCGUCGUUUUCAGGAAACUUGCAGGGUUAGGGCCGUGGGUCCUGCCUCGCACUGUGAUCUGAUGAGGGCUGGUCGUUGCCUGUGGUCGGGGUAGCAGCAGAGCCAAGAUGCUGGUGAGAGCUGGGUUUCUAGCCAGGCCCCGUUUUGAUCCCAGGAGAUGAGGAAUCUGAAUUUGUCAUCGGGCGUGGUCUAGUCUGGACCCUCCCAGCGCUUGUGAUUCGAGAUGACACUGGAGUUGUCCUGCCCUCUUUCCUCCACCUCUGGAGGGAUGGCGUGGAGCUGGAAUGGCUCUCCCGGCCACUCCUUGCUGAGGCAGGGAUCAACCACAAGUGUUUGGAGGAUCUAAGAGGAAAGAGAAUAGAUGUAUAUCAAGGGAUGGACUCCACUGUUCUAGCAGAAGCUCUCGAAUCUUUACGUUUUGGUAAAGGAAGGCUGGGGUCUUUAGGAAGCGAGCGUAGCCCCUCUUGCACCGGUGUGUUCCCGAGGCCCGGCUGAGUGGGCCUUUGGUUGUUUAUCGCUGAUUCUCAGCAGUGGAGUCUGGGGAGAGGGAGAAACAAGCAGGUCAGAAGCAGUGAGGACAAGGAUGGAAGGUCCUUUGCUAGUCGGGACUGGCUGAAUUGCCCGAACGGAGGCCCGCAGAUUCCUGUAACUCCAGUAACUGGAAAACUCCCCCCAGGGGCAUGGGAGGGCGGCUUUCUCAACCUCCAGUCUCACGGCCUCCAGCCCUGGGCCUGAGGACAUGAGCAGGGAUCCGAAAGCAUCACCUGAGUCCCAUUCCACUUCACAGACUGAUUUGGUUGCACAGCCCUAGAAUCCAACCAACCACAAAAAUGCCGAAAUUCCUUAGAAUCCGCAGAGGGAGGAGGUGACUCAACAAGGUGCUAAAACAUUUUAUUAAAAAUAUAUAUUGUUAAAUUAAGUCUGCUGUCUGGACAAUGACUGUUUGUUUUGUUUUCUUGUAGUGGAGUUUAAAAGAGACUAUUAUUUUACUCUGAUAUAUUAUUAUUAAAAAGGCAUUUUAACUUUGUACUUGAAAACUAAAUGAGCGAUUUCAUGUGUUUUAGCUGAGGCAUUGAAGUAGCGGGUGCUUACUUAUUUGUGGGAAAUCAUGUAUUCAUACUGAAGAAUAAACUCCGUAGCUGAUUUGGUAAUAACUUUUACUGUUACAGACGAUUUCGCUUUGACCCCGGCGGGAGAGCACUUUUACUGCACAUUCCACGCAGCUAAAUGCAGGACUUAACUCCCCAGACCCUUCCCUUCCCAACCCUCUUUCCUUUCUCUUCAGUUCCUCUUCUGACUCUUUGUUGUUGUGUUUUUUUUUUUUUUUCUCCCUGGUUCCAGCAUCCUUUCACCACUGUAUUUUUUUUAGGGUUGCUUCUCUAUUUAUUGACAAUAAUAAUGUACAUUUCACAGUCUGGUUCUGGGACAUCGGGGAGGGGCAAGUUGAAAGGGCCCUGCACGGGUCCCCACCCCCAUGCCCUGGUGUUCUGUUGUAUCUCUGUGUAAGUGAUGCUCGUGACAUAGCUGUUAUGAAAUAAUUAUAAAGAGGUCAGUGCGUACAGCAGAUGUAGAAAGUCUGUCAGUUCCGCCUUCAUCACUUUUUUUUCUUUUUUCUUUUUCUUUUUUUUUUUUUUUUUUGUGCCCAGAAGAAUAUAAUAAAGCUCCUUUCUAAUGUACUUGUGCUGGAGAACACUUGAA